AUGGGGGACGUGUCCCCGACUCCGCAGCAGCUUCUUGUAGAAGCUGUUAUCUUCUGGAGCAUAGCGAUUGUGAUAUACUUUGGGCGAAUUGCUUCGCGUACCAUUGCCAAUGGAUCCAUUAAACGCUUAUUUUGGGACGAUUAUGUUAUGACAGGAACCUUCAUGAUAUACACCUCGUUACUGGUCUUGAUCCAGAUAUCCGCUCGCUACGCAACAAACCUGAUGGAUCCGAAAGAUUACGACGAGGUCCUGGCAGAUCCCCAACAAGUCAGUGACAGGAUCUUCGGCAGCAAGAUCGUGAUCGGAUUAGAACAGUGCAUGCUGUUUUCAACAUGGGGUGUUAAAACCUGCAUGUUGAUUCUCUACUGGAGGAUCACUCAAAACCUACGGUCGAAUCUUUACAUCAAGAUUCUAUCCGUAUACGUCGCACUCGGUUUCGUUGUCAUCAUGAUCUGCUACUACGUAAUUUACUGCCGACCCUUCUCGCAAUAUUGGGCCAUGCCAGUAAAGAACAUGCAAUGCGCAACGUACCAGCGAUACUCGAUUACACAAGCUGUCUUCAACAUCUCAUCGGACGCAGUGAUGCUCGCCAUCCCAAUUCCACUCAUAAUAAAGGCCCAGCUCAAGCAGGAAAGAAAAGUCAUACUCCUUGGCGUCAUGAGUCUGGGUCUGUUCACCAUCGUCGCUGCAACUCUCAACAAAUACUUCAACUUCGCCUCACCUCUCACCACGACCUACCAAAUCUGGUACAUCCGCGAAGCUAGCACCGCUAUCUUUGUCGCGAACCUCAUGUGCUGGUGGCCACUACUCCGCAAAAUUUUCGGCCUCACAGCCUUCUCCUACAAUAGCAACCGGGGCAGACGUGCCAACGACCGAAACAAGGAUAGCGGCUAUUCCGGGUCCGAAUCGCGAUCGCGCCCGUCAUUCUCUCUACCUCAGACCCUCGAGAAAUUCAAGCCUCCUUGUCGCAAGAAUGCGAAAACUGCCCCACUCGCUAGACACUCUCGGAACGGUAACACCCACCGAUCUAGCCAGGAAGCUAUUACUCAGGUCUCUGGUGAACAUGAUGAUCCGAAUCAGAUGGAGGAGUAUAAUAUGCAGGACUGGACUAAGAAAGAUAGUCGGGGGGGGUGA
This is a messenger RNA of Penicillium cinerascens, 1134 nucleotides long. RefSeq lists its product as uncharacterized. The record is from RefSeq and is a predicted model, not a curated record. The coding region runs from base 1 to 1134 and encodes 377 amino acids. NCBI's taxonomy places the organism in Eukaryota, Fungi, Ascomycota, Eurotiomycetes, Eurotiales, Aspergillaceae. The transcript is spliced from 4 exons.